AUGUGGCAGCCAUCCUCCCCCACGACCGAAGCGGCACCCCAGUCGCCGCCGGCCUCUCGACAGGGCAGCAUCGCCAUCCCAGCCGGUGACGAUCGGAGACUCAGGAACCCCGGCCGUCGCUUUGGCCAGAUUGUGCGUCUCAAGCCCGAGUACGUCCAGGAGUACAAGGCGUGCCAUGCGCAGGUGUGGCCUGAAGUCCUGAAGCAAAUCAGAGACUGUAACAUUCAAGACUACAGUAUCUGGUGGGACGACAAGUCAGGUAUCCUCUUUGCGACCUUCAAGUACGUCGGAUACGACUAUGCAGGUGAUAUGGAGCGCAUGGCAGGCAACCCCAAAGUCCGAGAGUGGUGGAGAAUGACGGAUGGAUACCAGGAGAGCUUCGUCGAGGGCGCGGUCAGUUCUGAGGCUGGUGAGCCGGCAUGGUGGAAGCCAGUGGAGGAGGUCUUCUACCAGCCGUAA
Messenger RNA from Emericellopsis atlantica, 459 nucleotides. Its product is annotated as DUF718 domain protein. Bases 1 to 459 code for a protein of 152 amino acids. Lineage: Eukaryota; Fungi; Ascomycota; Sordariomycetes; Hypocreales; Bionectriaceae. The transcript is spliced from 2 exons. The record is from RefSeq and is a predicted model, not a curated record. Gene Ontology annotation, molecular function: racemase and epimerase activity, acting on carbohydrates and derivatives.